GGAAACUAAUAAAAGUGGUCUAAAACUAUGAAAAAGAGAGAAAAAAAUACAUAUAAAUGAAAAAAAGGACACACGUAAUGUAAGUGCAUAAUAAUAAUGAUAGUAAUACAUAAAACUAUUCAUAUUAAAGUUUCUUGGAAAAAACAAAAAACAAAGAAAAAAAAAAAAGUAAAAGCAUUUUGUGGGUCCAUUAAGGAAUGUACUGCCACGAAUAGCAAUUAAUUAUAGCUAUUUAUAUUUUUAUAUUUCUUCCUGUAAGACCUCGUUGCUUCCCCCGGCUGGCUUUGUGUUCUGGAUUCUUGUUUUUGUUUGUCUCUGUCUCCCUGUCAUUUUUGUAAGUCUUCAGUUUUAUCGAUAGAUAACAUUCAGUAUUACCCGUGCUCCCAGUUCCUUUCUGCAUUUUGGGCCCACAAACAAACACACACACAUCAUGACAAAACGCCCCGUGAAAUCAUCUAAGCAAGACGAAAUGAAAUCAUAAGAAUUGUUUUAAUUUAUGACUGACUCCGAAAUAUUUCUAAACAAAAAACAUUUAAGAAUCUUUUUUUUCCUUCUUGACAAUCACUUUAAAAAGUGAGAAUUUGUAAAAGAACACGGAUUUUAACUAAAUGCCUCCGUCUAACUGACCUUUCCUCAGACGGCUUUUAUCUGCCAAAAUCCGAGAUGACCUAUAGCAUCUACCAAACAGAAGAGCGGCAGCAAGAGGAGGAGGAGCAGGUUUGAGCUCAGUCAUGAUGAAGUCAAUAAAUAAGGACCGCAGAAGCGAGUCGAGAAGAGGAUGUUCCGCCUGUCACCUGCGAGCGUCCCGGACAUGUCAGUGCGUGUUUUGCAGCGCGGGUCCUGUAGAGAGCAGUAGAUAGUUUAAAUAAGUGCGGCUCCUCUUACUGUACAGCACACAGUGCAGCGGAGGGAGGAGCGACAGCGUAGUGUUUCUUUUUUGGUUCUUUCCACUCCACACGCAUACACACGCGUUGCAGUUCAUCCAAACGUAACUGUAGAACGGCAAAACAGGAAUCAAACUAGGAAGCGUCGUUGGAAAGCGGACAGGAGAGUCUGUUUUUAAACGGUACGAGGCUCAGCAGUAGUGGCCAGGCGGAGGACUGGCGCUCCGGAGAGCGGAGGUGGGGGGGAGGAAAGAGCCAUCCAGCCCUGCCGCUCCACACUUUCUACAGCAACCAGGAGGAACCCGGCUUACUUUUUCUCCCGCUUCGUUUCCGCCCCAUGACCCAAUUCCCAGGACAACGUGGGGUCCACGGCGCGCGGGGAAACUGUGGGACGAGUUUGCAGAGACGUUGGCUGGAAUGAAGGCUGGGAUCGAAAAUAGAGGAGCAGCUCUGAAGUGAAGGCAGUUGGCAACCAAGGACAGAAACAAGGUGGACGACACGUCGGAGGGGCGUGGGAAUCACUAACCGCACACACGUACAGCAUGAUUGGGUGUCUCCCAUUCCUCCUUCCGUCUGCCUAAGAGCAACGUCCACCUCCAGCCCUGGCUGCAGGGCCAGCAGAUUUACCCCCACGGAUACCCCAACCUCUUGUGUGUCCUGAAGCUUCACACCCAGCAACAACCUCACAGGGGGUAAACCCCCCCUCCCCCUCCGCCCUCCACUGCUCCCCUCCCAGGUACUCCAGGGACGAGACGACUCUGUGCUUUACAGACAGACCCCUCCGGACCGUCGAAUGACGAGCGUGCUUCGGAGGGCGGGGCUUGCCUCAGUCUCUCAUGAUUGGCUGCUGGAUGGAAUUGAGGUGAAUGGAACACAUGCCCAAGGAGCAGGACUCUAACCCAUCAGAGGGAGAAGAGAAACAGUGGCUCAAUGGCCCUAAGAGGAAGAGGAAGAAUAGCCAAUGUUCGGUGAAGAGUAUGACUGGGUACAUCCCCAGCUACCUCGAAAAGGAUGAGCCAUGUGUGGUGUGUGGCGACAAGGCCACAGGGUAUCACUACCGCUGCAUUACCUGCGAGGGCUGCAAGGGUUUCUUUCGUAGGACCAUUCAAAAGAACCUCCACCCCACCUACUCCUGCAAAUACGAUGGCUGCUGCAUCAUUGACAAGAUCACCCGCAACCAGUGCCAGCUGUGUCGCUUUAAGAAGUGCAUCUCAGUGGGAAUGGCCAUGGACUUGGUCCUGGAUGACUCAAAGCGGGUGGCUAAACGGCGCCUUAUUGAGGAGAACAGGGAGAAACGCAAAAAGGAGGAGAUGGUGAAGUCCCUGCAGACCCGUCCAGAGCCCACUGUGGCCGAGUGGGACCUCAUCCGGCUGGUGACGGAGGCCCAUCGGCAUACCAACGCUCAGGGCGCACAGUGGAAACAGAACCGCAAAUUCCUGCCAGAGAAGAUUGGCCAAUCUCCGGUUGCCCCGACGUCCGACGGAGACAAGGUGGACCUGGAAGCCUUCAGCGAAUUCACCAAGAUCAUCACCCCUGCCAUCACCCGAGUAGUCGACUUUGCCAAAAAACUGCCCAUGUUCUCUGAGCUGCCUUGUGAAGACCAGAUCAUCUUGUUGAAGGGCUGCUGCAUGGAGAUCAUGUCGUUGCGUGCAGCAAUCCGUUAUGACCCCGAAAGCGAGACGCUGACGCUGAGCGGGGAGAUAGCUGUGAAGCGCGAGCAGCUGAAGAACGGAGGGCUGGGUGUGGUGUCUGACGCCAUCUUUGAUUUGGGCAAAAGCUUGGCGCAGUUCAACCUGGAUGACACGGAAGUGGCGCUUCUGCAGGCCGUGCUUCUCAUGAGCUCAGAUCGCUCAGGCCUGACAUCUGUGGACAAGAUAGAGAAGUGCCAGGAGACGUACCUGCUGGCAUUCGAGCACUACAUCAACUACCGCAAGCACAACAUUCCCCACUUCUGGCCCAAACUCCUGAUGAAGGUGACGGACCUGCGGAUGAUCGGUGCAUGCCACGCCAGCCGUUUCCUUCACAUGAAGGUGGAGUGUCCCAAUGAACUGUUCCCGCCGCUUUUCCUCGAGGUCUUCGAGGAACAGGAAGUGUGACACGUGCAGAUGCUAGCAUGUGCAAUGGGAAACAGGAAACAGGAGGCGGGCUAAGCCACAGAGACAUAUGGAGAGUCUCAUCGGCAGGAAUUUGCGUUUCUUCGACAUCAAAUUCACAGUUUGUGGUUACAAAGAAACUGGAUAUGACCGGAAAGAAAACACACACCAGCAACGGGAGAAUGGAACAAGGACCUCCUCCCUCUCUUUCUUACACCAUCUCCUGUUUAAACAUCCGUGUGGGGGCCCUUCUGUCUGAGCAAGCUGUUUUAUCCAGAAAGAGUUGUUGCCAUUUGCCAAGACACAUCCACAAACACAUAAAAACACUCACACACAGAGCCACAGCUUGUUUCACCUCAGUUCUUCAGGGCAGCGUUGUUUGUGGGGGUCAGGUUCCCCUCCUUGUUUCCUUUUUUUUAUGCUUCUCGCAGUGUUCACGUUUUGAAGCAGCAUCAGAGCUGGUCAAGAUCUUUCAGUAUUAUUUCUGAAUAAGUGUUAAAACAGUAGUUCAGAAAACAGAGUCAUGUGAGCAAUCAGCAAACACUGCGAGGUAAAAUUUCCUGUUUUGUAUUUUUUAUUUUUUCUCAAAAUUGCUUUGGUGUGCAACGGCGCCGAUGGAAGCAAAAGCAACCGGACUCGGCUGCCAGGUAAUCAACUCAAUCUGAGCCGUUACUGCUGUCUUCUUGUUUUGUUUUGGAGCUGCUCCUCCUCUAAGAUCCCACUGAAACAGGUGCUAUAUUUAUAUAAAAAAGGCUAGUCCAGUCUGAUGAAAAUGUUCUGUUAGUCUUUAAAAAGGCAGCAGACCAUAUCUACUUUUUUUUUUUUUUCUUUGUCAUUGGACCGGCUCCUGUGACUCAUACAUACACACACACACAAACACGCAUACAUACGUACAUAUGUACAUGCAGGCAGUCAUUGCCUGUGCAGUUCUCAUACCGUCAUAUGAAUGACAGUGAAGCGCUUCUCUCUCCAAGGAGUUACGACUCUGAAAGAAGGAAAGGAAAAAGGAGAUUGGAGGAGGGAGAGAUUCCCUUUGAGAAGCAGAAAAAGAAGGAUCGGAGGCAGGGAGAGGAAAUGCGGUGUAACACCCGGACUGGGGUCAGAGGUAAAUCUUUGGCACCCUGUCUGCCUCUGUCUUCAUUUGACACACACAUUUAUAUGAAAACACACAACUUCACCUCAGAGUAACAUAAAUGCCUCAUUUUACUGUACACACUGCAUGACAGUGUGGAUUUAAAGCCCUAAUCCGUAGGGUUUCUACAGAGUCCUCUCCUCACGGACUCAGCUCAGUGUGGCCCCUCCAGGCUUCCAUACACACUUGCCUUUUUUAGAAAAAAAAAAAAGAAAGAAAAAAAGAAAUCUAUGGGAGUCACUGAGAGUAGGCAAAAAGGCCAAGAAGGCUACCAUUUACCUCAAAUAUGGACACACCCCGAGGAUGGGGCGGCUUUGCCGCCCCACGGUGUUUGGCACUACCUCACCUCUGUGGACACAGGGCAGCUGCCCACAGCCAGACAUACACCAUUCAACUGGUUUCAUAUGUGUACUAACAUAAAAGUUCAGACUUUUCUUUUUGUUGUUGUUGUUUUGCAUAGCGGCACAAAAACACUCAAAGAACACACGCAGACACACAUUUAACUCUCUCACUUGGUUCUAAUGAAAAACUGUACAAAAAGACAGGAGGGCCGACCACUCUUCCCCACCCUGCAGGGGGGAGUGGUACCCAUCACAUUCGGAUCAUCUCGUGUUCUGUUAUUUGGGACCAAGCGUCAUCCUUUCACCCCCUUCUGUAAAAACAGAAACUGACUUACAGGAGCAACCAAUGAAUGGUGGGCACCCCCAACUUAGACCACCUCAGAGAGCAAGCAAGAGGAGCAGACAAGGCACAGAAAGCAAGCGCCCACGAUGGCCUCCUCGAUGGCCUCCCCCGCUGAAUUAGCACGCAGAGACCGGGCAUCUGCAAACGAAUGAGUUUCCACAGCUCGCCCAUGAUUUCUGCCACUGGAUAUAUAGAACAAAACAGGAUAUCUGUGAUUGAUGGUCACCACAUUAGAUUUACAAUCAUGGGAAAAAGAAAGUUUCUAACAAGGUCACUGUCAUUUUGAUUUAAAAAUUUACGCCAGCCACUCAGACAUUUGAGAGGCUUUAAAUAGUUCAUAAUCCUAAGCGCCCUUUUCUGCUAUAUUUAUCUGUGAUAUAAAAAAAAAUAAACUAAAAGUUUUUUACAAGCAUAGUUCCAGGUCAGUUUAUCCUAUUUGUACUCCUGUUUUGUGCCUAUGCAUAGUUUUAUUUCUUACUUAAAUUUGUUGUUUUUAAACUAAACAUAUCGUAACCUUGAACUUAAUCACGAUGUUUCUAUUGGUAAUUAAAGUGUAAAUGUGAAAUAUAGAGAAGAGGAUAUUUAAAAUCUUUAAAUCUAAAAAUCUUAACAUUUAAUUUAAGUGUAUGUUGCAAGGUUUUAACAGGUUGAAUUUUAUUAAAUGUAACAUUUUGAGAUUUGUCCAGUGACCACUGUUGAUUUCCACCUUUGAUCAGUACAGUGAUCGACAAAAAACUACAUUGAAUGAUCAACUGUAGGAUUUAUUAGUUUCUCUAAUCACUGUAGAUUAGCCUCCAUUUUUCAUUACAGCAAAAUAUUUCCUGUUGAGUUUGGUGUCUGUCCCGUUGAGUCCAAAUUUCAGCCAUGCUUCAGCUGUCGGACAGAAUAAUUGUUAUUUCACUCUAUAAUACCUUCACUCCAUAAACUCUUUGCUGAUGUCUUUCUACCUUGUGCUAGCCUGCUAAUGUUUGACCCCUAACCAGCUAACCAUCAGAACUCCCAUUUUGAAGAGGCUUCUGAGUCACACUUGGUGAAUGGAUUUCUACUAGACUUACUUUUAAAUCCCAUGGCAGCAAAGGUGGAAUUUCUUUUUGGCGUGAUUGUAAUCAAAUGUCUUAUGUGUCCCAGUUCUUGUCACUAUACUAGUAAUGUGUAAAACAUCCAUGGCAGACAUCAUACAUGAGGUAGCUGAAUGACUAUUGAAGAAUACAGCAUCUGUUAUAAAAGCCCACUCUGUUCCUUCAAUUUUGGGUCCAUGCCAAAUCUGGGUUCCCCACCUAUAAAAGAAUCAGUCCUAUUUAAAUGUCAAGCAACAGUCCUGUACAUAAUGGAUAACUCACACCUCUACCAGAUGGAUAAGCAUCCGGGAUGGAAAGUUAAAGAGGACCUGGAAUGUUGCUCCUUAAGCACAUCAACAGCUUCUGGGAUUCAUCACUUCUCCUGCUCUGCCAUCCUCAUGGCCUUCCUUGGAGCUGAGCUCAAGCCGUCAUCACAUCCCCAUUCAGCCAGGCUAGUGGGAGUUUUUGCACUACUGGAGCGGUCCUCACUUUCACCCUUUCCUUUUCAAAGAUUUAUCUGUACACAUUUGUUGGCCCAACUCAUCCUAAAUGGGAAUCCUUGACCACUCUGUAUAACAGAGGCUGACAGCCACAGUGGCCUCAGGCCCAAACCUUUCCUGUUGUCGGCAUCAUGCCGACAACCCAGAAAAAAACAGGGGGGGGGUUUGUGAGAGACCCCUGCAUGGGAGGGUUUAGAGGGCUGUGUAGCACUUAUCGUCUUCUUGUAAUCAUCAUCAUUACAUUUCGGAUGUGGUGCCCUCCAAAUUGUUUUUCCUCCUCUUCUUAAUCUUGCCGUUUCCCCACGGGUUUGGCCAAGAAUCACUGACACCAAACAGGUUCCGGCCCUCUCCACCUUGUGAGACAAGGCUGGCUCUAACUGCCUUUCAGAGAGGCGCCACCGAUUGAAUGUGCACAGCAAAGCAGUAAAAACAAGAUGGAGAGAUUUGAAGAAGCAAGGAAGCUAAAGAAAACAAAAUGCCAUUAUUAACUUGGAUUAAAGUGGGAAUUGUGGAUGGGGAAAUGUUGGAUAUGCAAUGUCCCCCCCCCAAUUUAGGUGCCCCAACCUCUUCUCCCACACCAGCCGAGGACCCAAAAUGAGCCCCCGCUCCCACUUCCUCCUCUCAGUUCCAGUCGAAAAUUUUAAUACUGUGGGGGUCGGAAAAGAUAUCCCACAUUCCAGAGAUUGAGGUUUUGGAUCACCUCUUUGUUAAACAACUGAAAGAGAAGUGUAAGAAAUCUGAUGUCCUUUUGUUGAGCUGACUGGGUUUUUGUGCGCAACUGAGGGGGUUAAAUGCUGCUUUUCCUUAUGGGACAAAAUAAAAUCUGAAAUGAUAUGAAUCCAUAAAACAAAAUUAAGAAAGAGAGGACUUUUAAAAAAAAAGACUCCUAUACAGAAUUAUUGGAGAUUUUCUUUUUCCUUGUUUUCGUAUACUUCUUUGUAUUUUGAUGCUUUAACUGCUCCGUGUAAAAGAGAGGAAAAAGAAAAUGGCUGUAGUCACUUUUUGACCAUGUGUGCGGUGUAACGUUGGAGAAAUUUCACUUCUUUUGCCCACAUCUGUCUUUUGUGUUGAGAAGCCAACUGAUGUGUUUUGUCUAGUGUCUCUCCUGUUGUCGGUCCUCUUUUAUCAGGGGAGGAACGUAGAACCAACAAAACAGGAGUUGCUUUUUUUUUUUUAUAUACGUAUAUAUAUUUCUCUUUUUGUAAUGGAAUACAACAGAAAAUAAUGCAACCUUGAACGAAAAACUGAAAAAAAACUGAAACACAAGCCUGUCAUACCUCACGCAACACAAAACUCAUACGAACUUGGGAGGCGUCGUGUUUUGCAGGCACAUGUAAAAUUGCAGAGAUGCAUAUAGACUAAAAAGGAACAGAGAGUUACGUAUUGGGCCUGUGUAUACGCAUCCGUAUACAAGUUCAGCUCAAUAAAUUAGAUUAUUAUUGCAAAGUUAAUUGAUUUCAGUAAUUCAAUUCAAAAGAGAAAUCCUAUGUAGGACUUCUUGCACACAUUGAUAAGUUUCACAUAUUUAUUUCUGAGUUAAUGUUUAUGAAUAUGGCUCGAAGCUAAAAAAAUAAAAUAAAAAAAACACAUAAAAAACAAAACAAAAUGCGUUGGUGGAAAGAAAAAAAUCUUGCACCAAUAUGUUAUGGUCUACAGAAUGAUGGGGAAGACUACUGACUGGACAGCUGGCAGUAUAGUCAUUGACAGGCUCUUCAAAGAAGGUAAGCUACAAAAGAGUGCUGUAUUCAGGCAUUUUAAUGGAAAAUUGAGUAGAAGGGAAAGCUGCACAAGUAAAAGGGAUAACUACAAAAUGAAAGUCGUGGACUGAAGCUAUUACUAUACUAUUAUUAUUAUACUUGGUCAGGGCUCUUUUUGCAUGAAAUACAACAAGAUUUGGCUUGUUAUUGGCAUAUUCACUAAUUCAGAUUUUUCUGUGGAAUGCAACUCCAAAUUAUUUGCAGAAAACCCGCCUAUUUACCUUCUUUUUUUUUUUUUUUUUUUAAACUGAAAAUUCAGCUUAGGAGCAAGGCUACUUGACCCUCUUUUGCCUGGUAUUUGCAAAUCCAGGAGUAGUAUUUAUUUAUCUUGGCGUUUUUUGGCUUAUACCCUGAAGUACAGAGACAAGGUAGACUUUAGAUAUUGGCUCCUGUGGUAGUUCUAAGACAGUUUCCACUGUGCAUAUUAUUGCAUAUUAAGGUAUAUUUGGUGUUUGGUGUAAAAUAGUCAGUUUCAGGAAUUUUUUAACAAGGGCUUUUAAGUAUUUCAGGAUUUUAUCUAUUUGCGGGUGGUUGUGGCCACUUACUGUUGACAUAACAGCUAGAAAACAAGAUUAGCUGCUCCAAAGUUCUAUUAUAUUCAAACUUUGUCCCUCCACUGAACUUUCAAUUAAUAAGUUUGGUUGAAACACUCUUAGCAUCCAAUUUUUUUAGCUAUAGCUUUUGUUGCUCUUGCAGAAGAUGCCUGUCACUUUCUGCAGCUCAACUGUCAAGUCUGGAGUUUCCAAUUAAUUGUGCUGACCAUAACAUGGCCAUAAAAUAACAUCCUGUUUUAGUGAUAUUAUAUUUUUCGAAGAAACAUAAUUUGGGGUUUUCAGUAAUUGUAAACUAUAAUCAACAAACUGUCACUGUAUGUAAUACAUCUAUAAAAUGAGUUUUACUUUGCAAACAGAAUUACUGAAAGUAAUUUACUUUUCUAUGAUAUUCUACAUUAUUGAAAUGCGUCUGUUGGUUUUUCCUCAAGGUUUGGGGCCCUCUUAUUGAUUUGGAUCUCGGAUGAAUCCAAGGACAUGCUUUGCUAAAAUCACUCAGCACUUCUCUGACUGUGUUGUAGAUCAUGACUUAAAAAAAAUGUGAACGGCCCAGAGACUGAGGGAUGUUUGCUUCUGUAAUGGCUGAUUGUUUUAUGGAACUGAAUGUAGCUGAAAGAGGGGGGCGCUGGACCUUAACCUGGCACCCACAACCCAGCUUCCACUCACCAGCAGAGAGGAUAGUGGUGUCACACAGACAUUAGGGGGGGGAAAAAACUGAAAGGAUAUAUUGCCCGUUUGCAAGGUGCAAUACUAUGUACUUUUGUAUGUUUUCGGUUUGGAUUUAGGUUUUGUUUACUUUUUACUUUUUCAAGGGUGGGGGGUCGGGGGGGACAUGAUCAAUGAUGUAAAUACAAAACCACACAAAAACACUCAAGAUUCAUUAUAAAAAAGUCAACUUUACUGCUCCAUCCCAUUGUCAUGUAAGUAAAGACAACAAAAGAAGCGAAGAAAUGUUUAAUGCUUGUUACAACUUUUUACGUGUGCACGCUCUCACAUGUGCAUGCAGGUCCAUAAUCAAAAGUGCCCCUUGACAUUAAUCAUAACCCCCUGUGCCUCGUCUUGUUUGCAAAGAGAUAAAAGCCUGUACCCUCUGUAGUCUCAUGACGACAUGAAGCGCUACACGUGUGGCUGUGGUUUUUAGUGUGUGCGUGCUCAGAUAUUGUCCUUUAAAACUGAUGAUGCGAGUGGUGACAGCAGCUCAGUUAGCUGCAGGAAAGGAAAGCGGUACACUUGGACUCUUUGUCUAGCAUGUAUCUCAGCUAACCCAGCUGCUAAGCACUCACACUGUUGUCAUCAAAGUGUAAAAUGGAUCUGACCAUUUGUCCAAAGCAUCGAUGGGUCCCAAAAGCUAGCUUGGAAAUGUUCCAACAUCAGCUUAUACCAGCCCCAUUUACACUAAUAUUUUAAAAUUCUAUUGGUUUAUGUAGGUGUGGUUAUGGGAGAAUUUUAUUUGAUUUUUUUCCCCCAAAAUUGAAUGUCCAUUCUGCCCUUGAUACAUAAAAUGGAGUGUAAAUGGGGUCUUAGAUGAUGACAGCAGUUUGAACUUUCCAUUAUUUCAUUCAAGGGUAAAAUUUUUGCUUUGUUUUAACUACAGAUGCACCAAUCAGGCUUUUCCUGGCCGCUACUGAUAUCUGUUUAUUUGCAUUGCACCAGUUCACAACAAAUGUCAUAUCAACAAAGUUUGAAAACAAAAAGACCCAAUUUUUAUCUAGAAAUAUAAUCAGUUCAAUAUGAUCCAAUCAGAUGGCCAGAUUGCAAUUCAAUUAAAUUGCAAUUCCAGUUCAAUCCUACUUAAA
Molecule: messenger RNA, 10455 nt
Organism: Gambusia affinis (western mosquitofish)
Lineage: Eukaryota; Metazoa; Chordata; Actinopteri; Cyprinodontiformes; Poeciliidae
Product: thyroid hormone receptor alpha
Exons: 11
Coding region: 1751-2980 (409 amino acids)
Biological process (GO): negative regulation of transcription by RNA polymerase II; thyroid hormone receptor signaling pathway; cell differentiation
Molecular function (GO): zinc ion binding; nuclear receptor activity; RNA polymerase II cis-regulatory region sequence-specific DNA binding
Source: RefSeq, a predicted model, not a curated record